Plasmopara halstedii is the source of this 315-nucleotide messenger RNA. RefSeq lists its product as uncharacterized. The record is from RefSeq and is a predicted model, not a curated record. The coding region runs from base 1 to 315 and encodes 104 amino acids. The transcript has a single exon. NCBI's taxonomy places the organism in Eukaryota, Oomycota, Peronosporomycetes, Peronosporales, Peronosporaceae.
AUGAAUGGAGAAAGUCGACACACCUUCACAACAUCGAAAUACCAAAAGAUUCAGCUACGUCAGAAAUGCCAUACAGUGACUCUGCGCGUUGAUCAACCUGAUUCAUUGAACUAUUUUGUUCAGCCACACAAGAGAAAUGCAAGGUGCACUGUCCACCUAGCUUUUAAAUUGAGUUAUGUGCUUAUGGUAUUAUUCCCGAAACAGAGUACACAAAUCUUCACAACUGUUGCUAAUCCAGCCGAGAUUGGUACUCCUGAGGAUUGGUGGCCUGCGGAGUCAGGAAAAGCUCUUGCAAGUAUGCGCUUAAUUCCUUGA